AUGGAUUCACAGUCACAGAAUACGACGUCGCUUGAACGGCUUGAAAAAGUGGAACAGAAAAUUGUAAAGGUUUUGGAUUUAGCCGGAAGCGUGAUGGAGGAACUAGCAAGCCCUAGUGGCCCAAGGAAGGAGACUGUUAAUAAUCACUGCAUUGAGUUCAUGCAGUUGAUCAAGGAUAUCCAGGUGACACUGCGAGAAGAAAUCAAAAGCGCUUGCGAAUAUCGUCCAUUUGAAAAGUGUGAUUAUGUUCCACGAAUAUCUAAUGAGAUCUGUUGCAAGAAACUGGAGUAUGUCAUGGCUCAAGUAGAUGAGAUGAAGCAAACUAUUGAAAACUAUCACGCUGCGGCUGAAACCUCUGACUUGCAACACCUCAAUCCAUGA
Oldenlandia corymbosa var. corymbosa is the source of this 381-nucleotide messenger RNA. NCBI's taxonomy places the organism in Eukaryota, Viridiplantae, Streptophyta, Magnoliopsida, Gentianales, Rubiaceae. The record is from the annotation of a GenBank genome assembly.